AUGAACAUCGUGGUGGAGUUCUUCGUGGUCACUUUCAAAGUUCUCUGGGCGUUCGUGCUGGCCGCGGCGCGCUGGCUGGUGCGGCCCAAGGAGAAGAGCGUGGCCGGCCAGGUGUGCCUCAUCACCGGCGCGGGCAGCGGCCUGGGCCGCCUCUUUGCUCUGGAGUUCGCCCGGCGCCGGGCGCUGCUGGUGCUCUGGGACAUUAACACGCAGAGCAACGAGGAGACGGCGGGCAUGGUGCGCCACAUCUACCGCGACCUGGAGGCGGCCGAUGCCGCCGCGCUGCAAGCUGGGAAUGGUGAGGAAGAAAUUCUGCCCCACUGUAACCUGCAGGUUUUUACCUACACCUGUGAUGUGGGCAAGAGGGAGAAUGUCUACCUGACGGCUGAAAGGGUCCGCAAGGAGGUUGGUGAGGUCUCAGUCCUGGUCAAUAAUGCUGGUGUGGUCUCUGGACAUCACCUUCUGGAAUGUCCUGAUGAGCUCAUUGAGAGAACCAUGAUGGUCAAUUGCCACGCUCACUUCUGGACCACGAAAGCCUUUCUUCCAACAAUGCUGGAGAUUAAUCAUGGUCACAUUGUGACAGUUGCAAGUUCCUUGGGAUUGUUCAGUACUGCCGGCGUUGAGGAUUACUGUGCCAGUAAAUUUGGAGUUGUGGGUUUUCAUGAAUCACUGAGCCAUGAGCUAAAAGCUGCAGAAAAGGAUGGAAUUAAAACCACCUUGGUUUGCCCUUACCUUGUAGACACUGGCAUGUUCAGAGGCUGCCGAAUCAGGAAAGAAAUCGAGCCUUUUUUGCCCCCUCUGAAGCCUGAUUACUGUGUGAAGCAGGCCAUGAAAGCCAUUCUCACCGACCAGCCCAUGAUCUGCACCCCGCGCCUCAUGUACAUCGUGACCUUCAUGAAGAGCAUCCUACCUUUUGAAGCAGUUGUGUGCAUGUAUCGGUUCCUAGGAGCAGACAAGUGUAUGUACCCCUUUAUUGCUCAAAGGAAACAAGCCACAAACAAUAAUGAAGCAAAAAAUGGAAUCUAAGAAUCUUUUUGUAUGGAAUAUCAUUUCUAUCAGAAGAUGACCAAGAUAUUUCAGUCCAGUGCACAUCAGCAUUAAUGACAUUCUCUGGGGUCUAAUCCAUGUUGACUUUUCUUAAUCAACCUUUUUUAAAAAAAUAAUAAAGUAUAAAUUAACUGAUAGAAUACUUGGGAAAUGUGAUCAGUAAAAUAAGUGAGAGUUAACUUGUUGCCAACAGGGUCAUUUAAGAUAGGACCCUAAAACCAUUUCAAUCUUUGACAAGCACUGUAUGAAAUCUUUGGGCCAUUGUUAUUUUUUUUCUUUGAUGAACAAAAGGUCUAGAAAUGAUAACUACAGUAUGUUUCCUGUAUAUGAUUUUUCUGAAUUUUUCUCAUUGUUAAACUCUAACCCACUGACAUCCUUGCAACUUCAAGGACUGAUAGCACUAUAUUUUGUCAUGUUUUCUAAAGUUUUACAGAGCUUUUUCCUGGUAUUUGUAUCUUUUAAAAAGACAUUUUUAAAUCUCCAUCAGUUUGAAGUAAAUAAUGUCUGAGCAUUAUAGUAAAGGUCUCUUUCUUAACCUUGUAAUGACUGAAGUAUUGCUGACUUUUAAAUUCAUAUCUCUGAAACACUUCAUUAAGCAUCUGAAGACCUACAUAUCUAAAAGAUCAUACAAUUUCUACCUGUGAUUUCUGAUGCACCUAGAAAGUGCCCUUUCCUCAGGGAGUUGCUAUGGGUCGCGUUUGGGGUUGACUCUUACCUAGAAUACAUAGCAGCUCUGCAAAGAACAGUCUCUAAAAACAGGAACUUCAUUAAAAAGUCCCCAUUUUUGUGCCAACUAUGAUUAGUGAGGGGGAAAAUCAUAUUCCAUGGGAGUAUUUACAAAAGGGUGUAAAGAUUUCUUUGGAACAUUCACAUUCUGGAACAGCAAAUGGCAUUUUUUACAGUAUUUUUUUGUAAAGCAAACUUUUGUGCCUUGAAUUUGGUAUAUGUGUAUUAGUGGAACAUUGUAAAAGUGAACUUCUACCUCUGUGUCUAUGUAUACCAUCCACUUGUAAAUUACUAUGAACUCUUAUGUGAUUGCUUUUUUUUUAGAAUGUCUUGUUUUCAUUGUGACCAAUGUUUAAGGCUAGUAAAAUAAGCCAACUUAUUGGGAAGUUUUAUAAAGGGCUGAUUAAACUUAAAGAAUUAACUUACGU
This is a messenger RNA of Dipodomys spectabilis (banner-tailed kangaroo rat), 2201 nucleotides long. It is a transcript of the gene Rdh10, whose product is annotated as retinol dehydrogenase 10. The record is from RefSeq and is a predicted model, not a curated record. NCBI's taxonomy places the organism in Eukaryota, Metazoa, Chordata, Mammalia, Rodentia, Heteromyidae. Gene Ontology annotation, cellular component: lipid droplet. The coding region runs from base 1 to 1026 and encodes 341 amino acids. Gene Ontology annotation, molecular function: oxidoreductase activity, acting on the CH-OH group of donors, NAD or NADP as acceptor. The transcript is spliced from 6 exons.